UACGAACGGGCAACAGGUGGACGCGCUAAGAAACUGAAAGUGAAAAGAAACAAAAAAACACACAAAAAGCGGGGCAAAAAAAAACAAAACAAAACUGGCAACAAAAACGUGAGCAAAAUUCCGCGCGCUGUGUCUUGAGCAAUAAUCGGGUGCUGCUGCUGCUGUAGAUACUGGCUGAUCGAAACCCAAAAAUAUAAUAUACAUCCCCAAAAAAAAAUUGAAAAGUUGAAUCUGUGUCUGAAAUAUGUGAUAGUGAAAAGUAUAUUAUAGAAUAUCAAAUCGUUUGAAAACAUCAAAAUGUGCUUACAAAGCUAUAGUGUAAUGUUAUUUGUAGUCAUAAGUUGUUUACUUUUGGCAGUGCCAACUCAUAAUGUUGCUGCUCAGGGACUUUAUAGUAUAAUAGCACCAAACACUUUACGCCCCAACUCUCAGUAUCAUGUGGCUGUCAGCCUACACAAAUCACCGGAACCAACUCAUAUGAAAGUGGGCAUACUGGGCAGCAGCUAUACGGAUUUUAAAACUGUCGAGUUGCGUCCUUACUCCACGCAAUUGUUGCAUUUUGAUAUUCCAGCACUGAAACGAGAUCGUUAUCGCCUGACAGCUGAGGGUCUGAGCGGUGGAGUUGUCUUCACCAAUGAAACUCAAUUGCACUUCGAGCCCAAGGAGCACACAGUUCUAAUACAAACUGAUAAAAGUAUCUAUAAGCCAGGAGAUCUGGUUCAAUACAGGGUGCUGCUGCUGGACUCCAAUUUAAAGCCUGCCCGUGCCUAUGGACGGGUUCAUUUGGAGAUUAAAGAUUCGGGCAACAAUCUUAUUAGAAGUUAUACGGAUAUACGUCUAACCAAUGCAAUUUAUUCAAAUGAGCUGCGCUUGUCAGAUUAUCCACGCUUUGGAGCUUGGUCCAUUAUCUUGGGAAUGGGCGAACAGCAGCAUACACAGACGUUUGAGAUUUUGGAUCAUAUAUUACCCAAAUUUGUGGUUGACAUUGAGACACCAAGGAAUGCCAUCUAUAAGGAUGGAAAAAUUGCAGCCACUAUCAAGGCCUACUAUGCCUAUGGCCAACCCAUUGUGGGUGAAGCGACUCUGUCGAUUUAUCCAACUUUCUUUGGUUCAUUGCAGCCGUUCGUCAAUGAUCUUAUAACACGCAAAGUGGUGCCCAUUGAUGGUCGAGCGUACUUUGAGUUUGAUAUCGAACAGGAGCUACACCUAAAGCAAGACUAUGAACGUCAAUAUCUAUUGGAUGCUUUAGUAGAAGAGAAAUCCACAGGUUCAGUCCAAAAUUUUUCAACUGUAUUGACACUUCAUUUGAAUCACUAUCGCGUGGAGACUGUUAAAUUGCCUAGUUAUUAUAUACCAGGUGUUCCCUUUGAGGCUACUGCCCGCAUUGCCAGGAACGAUGGCAAUCCUCUGAGGGAUUUCCCACCAGAGAUCACGGCAUAUUUGACCAAUGUCUAUGGCAGCAGUGAAAUGUAUAAUCGUACGAUCUACAGUAUAGACUCACGGGGAGAGAUAAAAAUGAAAUUCACUGUGCCAGUCGGCGAUCGCGAUGAAUUCCAUUCCAUAAUUGUGGACUAUUUGGGUGUGAUCAGCGAUGUAGGCAAAGUGCCGCGAAAGCAUUUGCAUAGCAAAAACUACAUUACAGCUAAAGUCCUGAACGACAAACCCAUGAUAAAUCAGGAAAUCUCUGUGGCAGUGCGUUCUAAUGAGCCCAUGAAGUAUUUCAUGUAUCAAUUGGUGGGCAGAGGCGAUAUCUUACUCUCACGUGCGGUUGAUGUUCCCGAUAAUACGUAUCAUACAAUUAAAUUUCUUGCCUCAUUUGCCAUGAUGCCACGUGCGAAAUUAUUAGUUUAUAUGGUGGUUAAUGGCGAAUUUGUUUAUGAUGAGCAAAUUAUACAAUUCGAAGAGAAUCUUCUAAAUGCUGUGCAAAUCGAGGCCCCUCUUAGAGCACCGCCUGGACAGGAUAUUGAUAUAGGAAUAAGUACGAAACCCUACUCGUAUGUCGGUCUCAUGAUAGUCGAUCAAAAUGCAGUCAACUUGGGCAGCAGUAACGACCUUAGCCAUGACCGUUUAAUGGAUGCUUUACUCUCGUAUGAGUUAAGUGAUGUCAAUACUCCAGUGGGUUCACCUGGCAAGGAAUCUGGCGUCAUUACCAUGUCCAAUACAGACUAUUUUGUAGAAAAAGAGGCUGAGAGUACGCCAGCAAUAGGUCGAGACAUAUCGACUGGACCUGAGGAAGAUAAGUUGACAACUGUUCGCAAAACUGAUAUAGGACCAGCACACAAGAUAGAAGUGAAUACUUUGCCACCGGGCAAGGGACGUUAUGCCUUCUCCUAUACCCCAAAACCAUAUUGGCACAAUCCUCGAGUGCAUGUCAUGCAUAAUCCAGCGGAUACUUGGCUUUUCCUUAAUCUUUCGGCCAGCAGUGAUGGUCGAAACUCUAUACACAGACGCAUUCCCAGCGACAUGACUUCAUGGGUGGUCUCUGCCUUUGCUUUGGAUCCGGUAAAUGGCUUGGGUCUUAAUCAACCAAAAGGCCUAAUGGAGACAUACAAAGAAUUCUAUAUAGCCACCGAUCUUCCGUACUCUAUACGAAAAGAUGAGCUCAUAGCCAUUCCAUUCGUGGUGCAUAACAAUAGAGAUAGUGACUUAAAUGUGGAGGUAACCUUCUACAACACAGCUCAAGACUUUGAGUUCCCACAAUUGGACACAAAAUCAACAAACAGGCCAAAGGUUGAACUCUAUAGUCGUCGUUCGAUUCAAGUUCCUGGCAAAUCGGCUCGUUCUAUAUCUUUCAUUGUCACACCGAAGCGUGUUGGAGCCAUUCCAGUCAAGGCUGUAGCCUCCACUUCACUAGCUGGCGAUACUGUCGAGGGAACUCUUAUGGUUGAGCAUUCCGGAGCCGUAGAGAGUAUCAAUAGAGGUUUCCUUUUUGAGCUUAAUUCAAAUGCGCAACGUAGACAAAAUGUUACAAUUCAAGUGCCAAGAAAUGCCAUACCAGAGUCCACCAGCAUUGAAGUAUCUGCUGUGGGCGAUCUGAUGGGAAGUAUUGUGGGUAAUCUUGACAAUUUAAUACAAUUGCCAACAGGUUGUGGAGAGCAGACUAUGGUGAAAUUUGUACCCAAUCUUAUGGUGCUUCGUUAUUUGGGGCGCCUACGUCAACUUACUCCGGAAAUAGAGCGGGCAGCUCUGAGCAACUUAGCUUUAGGCUAUCAGCGAUUGCUCUACUACCGUCAUGACAAUGGAGCAUUUAGUGCCUUCGGUUUAUCUUCGAAAAAGAGCUCGACUUGGCUAACUGCAUACGUGGCUAGAUCAUUGCGUCAAGCAACCCCGUAUAUACAAGUGGAUGAGCAUGUCCUGCAAUCGGCCUUGAUGUACUUGGCCAGUGUACAAUCAGUAAAUGGAGGUUACGAAGAACACGGCGAUGUCUUUGAACAAUUUGGUGAUGAUGGCAUUAGUCUGACUGCAUUUGUUACUCUUGCCAUGAUGGAGAGUGUGGAUGUCUAUCCAGAGUACCGCAAUAAUAUCAACAAGGCUUUGGAUUUCAUUACACGUGGGCUAGAUGCCUCCAGCAACUUACAUGCCAUGUCUUUGGGAACAUAUGUCCUUUCUAAGGCCAAUCACAAUGCCAAAGCGGCUUUUCUACAACGUCUCGACUCAAUGGCCAUCAAUCAGGAUGGUCGCAAAUGGUGGAACAAGACAGCCCCAUCGGGUGAACAGCAAUCACCUUGGUAUAACCGGACAAGAAGUGUUAACAUUGAGAUCUCUGCCUAUGCAGCGCUGGUUUUGUUGGAAAAUAAUCUUGUUAGUGAUGCCUUACCCGUUCUCAAUUGGCUAAUGGAUCAGCGUAGUGCCUUGGGCGGUUUCGUUACCUCCCAAGACACUGUUGUCGGUCUUCAGGCGAUCAUGGUAUUUGCCGAACGUUUUUCGAGUCAGGCGAAUAAUGUGCAAUUAGGUUUCCACUAUGGUGAGGGUGCCGAGACAAUCCUGAAUGUGAAUGCCGAGAAUUCAAUGGCACUACAAAGAGUUGAGCUACCGAAUACCUUGAAAAACUUGAGUAUUUCGGCAACAGGACGUGGUAUGGCCCUGGCUCAGGUCAGCUAUAAAUUUAAUACAAAUGUUACCAGUGCCUGGCCACGGUUUGUUCUGGAUCCCACUGUAAAUCGCAAUUCCCAUGCCGACUAUUUGCAUUUGUCGGCCUGUGCCAGUUUUGUUACUGUGGCAGGUGAACAGGAGCAAAGAUCCAAUAUGGCCGUCAUGGAAGUCCAAUUGCCCAGUGGAUUUGUUGUCGAUACAGAUACUCUACCCACACUCGAGUCAAGCGAACGCAUCAAGAAGGUGGAGACCGUCAAUCGAGACACCAAGGUGAUAAUCUAUUUUGAUUAUCUUGAUAGGCGAGAAGUUUGUCCCACUUUGCAUGCAUAUAAAACGGUAAAGGUAACCAAAAAUCGUCCUGUGGCUGUGACUAUGUAUGACUACUAUGAUAAUGCUCGUCGUGCCCGUCAAUUUUAUAGGGCGCCCAAGUCAAAUAUAUGUGACAUUUGCGAACAUGCAAAUUGUGGCGAUAUUUGUGAGAAAGCCGAAAAACGAGAGUCUCGUCAACAAGAUGACUCUUUUGGUAGCUCUGCUAACAGUCUAAGACUGACCUCGAGUUUGCUAAUAGUUUUAAUGACUCUAACGACUCUGCGGUAUUAGAAAAGAGAUUAAAGAAGAGCCAAGUGGUGAAAACGAAACGAAGCUUUAACAAUUGUCAAACAAAAACUUAUGAAAUAUAACUCACUCUCCUAAUCAAUAAGUUAAGAUUAACUACGAACGAUGCUAAAACUAAGAAAAAGUUGCCAAUAAAACGCUGUUAUAACAUUUACUAAA
Messenger RNA from Drosophila willistoni, 4866 nucleotides. RefSeq names its product CD109 antigen (gene Tep3). Lineage: Eukaryota; Metazoa; Arthropoda; Insecta; Diptera; Drosophilidae. The coding region runs from base 298 to 4692 and encodes 1464 amino acids. The transcript has 16 exons. The record is from RefSeq and is a predicted model, not a curated record. Gene Ontology annotation, molecular function: endopeptidase inhibitor activity. Gene Ontology annotation, cellular component: extracellular region.